This is a messenger RNA of Chrysoperla carnea, 1222 nucleotides long. Its product is annotated as protein Mpv17-like. The coding region runs from base 160 to 1056 and encodes 298 amino acids. The record is from RefSeq and is a predicted model, not a curated record. The transcript has 2 exons. Gene Ontology annotation, cellular component: cytoplasm; membrane. Lineage: Eukaryota; Metazoa; Arthropoda; Insecta; Neuroptera; Chrysopidae.
AAUGUAGAGUAAACUACAUUUUUAUUCGGUAAUAUUUUAGAUUAUUCGAUAACGUAAUUAUAUAAUUUUCGUAUUUAUUGAUAUUUUAUUCAUAAAUAUAUAAUUAUUGUGAAAAUAUUUUCAUUGUCAAACUUUGAAACGAGUCGUGGGCAUACUACAAUGUCUCACUUCCAUCGAGCUUUACAUGGUUACUUAAAAAUAGCAAGAUGUUACCCGUAUGCGGUGCAAAUGAUAGAAGUUGGAUUAUUGAUGGCAGGAGGGGAUAUUAUCGCUCAACAGUUAAUCGAAAAAACUGAAAAACAUGAUUGGCUACGAACAAAACAAUUUGGUGCAGUUGGUGCUCUUUUUGUGGGACCUGGUACAACAAGUUGGUAUAAAAUAUUAGAAAAAAAAUUUGGUCAUGGUAUGGUAUGCGGCAAGCAUGACCCUCGUUUAACACGAAUCGUUGGUUUAAAAAAAAUGGUCGCCGAUCAAAUAUUAUUUGCACCAUUAUUUCUGGGUGCAUUUCUUCUAUUAAUUGGACGACUCAAAUGUAAAAAAUGGGAUCGAAAUGUGGAAGAUCUUAAAACACAAUAUCCGGCUGUUUUAACCUCCAAUUAUAUGAUUUGGCCGUUUGUGCAACUAGUAAAUUUUACGUUUGUGCCACUUCACAUGCAAGUAUUACUCGUGCAAACGGUUGCGUUAUUUUGGAACACAUACCUAUCGUGGCGUACAGCCAAAACGGGAGACGGUCAAGCCAAAUUAGAUAUUCCAGAUGAGGAAAAAAUCGAUUCAUACUGGUGUAGACCCAAAACAUCUACACCGAUAGAAGAAGCCGAACCAACUCCAUUACCGCCCAAAUGUAAGAAAAAGGAAGAACCUGAGCCACCAGUUGUACCUGAAACUCCACCGACUGAUGAAGGUAACUUUGAUGAGUGUAUACCAGAUGAGGAUAGUAAAAUUGUAAAACCUCCUCCUGGACCACCUCCGUUAACUCCCACCAACAUGAAUAAUAUGUUUUUCCUUAUUCAAGCAGCCAUGUUAUUAUCAAUAAUUUUCCUGACUUUGGGUGAUUAAAAUAUUACCCAAUAAAAGUUUGCAAAACGAAAUUUGGAAAACUAAACAAAAUUUCUGAUAAAAUAUUUCAAAAAUAUGAAUAACCGUUUGGGGGCGGGGGUGUAAGUGUAACUUUCAAAUAGUUCUUGGACUUUUUUCGAAAUUAUUUUCAUUAUUUUCUUGGCUG